Homalodisca vitripennis (glassy-winged sharpshooter) is the source of this 2661-nucleotide messenger RNA. RefSeq names its product sequestosome-1-like. Gene Ontology annotation, molecular function: protein kinase C binding; zinc ion binding; K63-linked polyubiquitin modification-dependent protein binding. Bases 178 to 2349 code for a protein of 723 amino acids. The transcript is spliced from 9 exons. Gene Ontology annotation, cellular component: amphisome; aggresome. Gene Ontology annotation, biological process: mitophagy; aggrephagy; endosome organization. The record is from RefSeq and is a predicted model, not a curated record. Lineage: Eukaryota; Metazoa; Arthropoda; Insecta; Hemiptera; Cicadellidae.
CCCCUUCCAUCGUCAAAUAUAUAGCCCGUCACAGGUGACGUCCGCCGCAGUUGCUGCUUGCUACUUGGUGAAGACUGGAUGUUGGUGUUAUUUUCUGUUUGUUGACGAGUUACUGUUUAUUGUGGUAUUUAUUUAGGCUAAUUCAGAAUCACUAAACGAGUGAGUAGACUGGAUAUCAUGGCUCCGCCAGCUAGACAAGCAUACCCACCAAACAUGACCGAAUCAGUGUCAUUUAAGGCAUAUUUGAAAAGAGAUGGCCAAGACGUGGAAGUACGGCGAUUUGGCAUUGAUGGAGGUGCAAUUACGAGUUACGUCUACCUCACAGGCAAAAUACAAGCAAUGUUUCCAUCAAUCCAGAAUGAUAAUUUUGUAAUUUUUUGGCAAGAUGCUGACAAUGACUAUAUCACUCUGAGCUCUGAUGAGGAACUGAUAGUAGCUUUGACAACAGCCGCCUCACAGCCUAUCAAGUUGUACAUCCAUCUCAAGUCAAACAAUGCACAAGGAAGCAAUAGCCAGGGGGUCCAACAUCCUGGUGUGUUUUGUGAUGGCUGUGAAGGUGGGGUAUUUGGCUACAGAUACAAGUGUGUCACUUGUCCAGACUUUGACCUGUGUGCUAAAUGCGAGGGCAGUGGCAAACACUCUGAGCACUUCAUGUUACGCAUGGCCAGUCCUAUUAACCUCUCAAGUCACCCGAAAGUGUUUCGCAAGCUGUUUGGACGGCCACACAAAUUCCACAGGCGCCAUGGCUGGGAGCGCAGUUUUAUGCAAGGCGAGUCACAGGGACCCAAUCGUUGCCCCUUCACCCAGCAUGAAAACGCUGCGGCAGAGGUGCCGGACAUGUUCGACUUCAGUGAACUGAUGAAAUUCAUCAAUAGUCUGGGUGUGGCUACCACAGCAGGAGGUGCUGAAGCUACUGCGAGCUCCCAAGCUCAGUCUACUGCGAGCUCCAAUGCUCAGCCUACUGCAAGCUCCCAGGCUCAGCCUAAUCGCCCACAACCCCAAGAGUCUCGCCAAACCACGUCCAACCCUAACGCUUAUCUGAAUGGCAUCGGCCAAGCUAUUGCUGCAUUCCUUGAUCCAUUUGAUAUGCCUGCCAAGAAGAAAAAUAAAAUCACCAUGAUUAUCAAAAAGCAUGUGCUUGAGCCACAUUGCCCAAGAUAUGGACAUGGUCCAAAAUCUGAACACGGUCCCUUUCAUUCAAAACAUGGUCAUGGCCCAAAACCUAGUCACGGUCCAUUCGAUUCAAAGCAUGGUCAUGGCCCAAAACCUGGACACGGUCCACUUGAUUCAAAACAUGGUCAUGGUCCAAAACCUGGUCACGGUCCAUUCAAUUCAAAACAUGGUCAUGGUCCAAAACCUGGUCACGGUCCCCUCGAUUCAAAUCUUGGACACGGCCCAAAACCUGGGCAUGGUCCAUUCCAUUCAAAACAAGGUCAUGGACUACAUGCUCUUAGACAUUUUAAGGUGACUCAUGGUCUGAAACACCGCCUUUGUGGACCUAGACUGAUAGGUGUAUACAGACCAAAAUACAGUCAUCAUAUUGGUCUAGUACAUGUACAUGGACCAAGACUUGACAGUGGCAUUUGUCGUGUUAGACUCGCACCAAGAAUGGAGUUAGGAGGAUGUAGCUCUCUGAGAGUUGGUCUUCCACACGAUGAUGCAGUUGAAACAGUGACUAUCGUUGAUGAUGAGCCUAAUAUUGAGAAUUGCAAUGGGGUGGAUGUGACUUUCGAUGUGCGAUGCAAGACUCCUGGAACACAGGAACCGUCUGGAGCCUCCACCCAAGGCUCUCAGUCCCCGAGUACUCCUGCAACUCAACAGCAACCAGCAGGCUCUUCUCCUUCUGCCAGCUCCAACUCUGAAGCUGCCCCUGCCACUCCUGCCGCAGUCAAUCCCAUUCUUGUCACAGUCAAUCCCACUCUUGUCGCAGUCAAUCCCGAUCCUGUCGCAGUCAAUCCCACUGUCCCGGUGAGCUCCCCUGCCCACUCUGAGACAGUCCGAGAGGGUUCUCCCACUCCCUCUGGUGCUCGCAGGAACUCUGAUGAUUGGACUUUGCUCAACCGAGAAUCUCCAGUUCGUCUUGAGAUGGCUAUGGAUGUGGAAGAAAGCCGAGGGCCCAAACCUCCAGUAGUCUAUCCCGUGCUACCCAGAGAGGCUCCCUCUGCUCCCCCACAAGCAAGUGGAGGUUUCACUGAUGUCGAGCGUAACCGCAUACAGGACGCUAUGGACCAAAUCAACUCUAUGGGCUUUCAAUUUGACUCCACACUUCUGAGGAAUCUUUUGCGCCAGGAGAAUUGUAACAUCGCCUCCGUCCUGGAGCUGAUCCUCAGCAAUCCCGGAAGAAAAUAAACUGCACUUACUUGAUCUAGCAAGCUUUUCUUCUGGUUAUUGUUUCUCCUUAUUUUUACUCCUAUUUUAUAUGUGGUGAUAUAUCAAGUACUGUGAAAAAUAGUAGAAAUAGUUUUAGAAUAUAUAUACUUUUUUGUGGAUUCCUACUUACUUUUGACCUUCUUGAUGUGCUGUGAAUAUCAAUUUGAGUUUUGAUUUCCUUACAUAGUUAUUUUAUUUCUUAUCAUUAGCUGCCUUAUUGGCUAUAGAUUUUCAUCAUUGAGAUAGUGUUAAUUUUAUGAUAUUUACAAAUAUAAUAAUGUUGUAAACCAA